This is a messenger RNA of Staurois parvus, 516 nucleotides long. The record is from the annotation of a GenBank genome assembly. NCBI's taxonomy places the organism in Eukaryota, Metazoa, Chordata, Amphibia, Anura, Ranidae.
ACUUUACACUUGGCACAAUCCAGUCAGGGAACACGUCUCCACUGCUCUAGAGUCCAGUGGUGGCAUGCUUUACACCACUGCAUCCCGACGCUCUGCAUUGCACUUGGUGAUAUAAUGCUUGGAUUCAGCUCCUCGGCAAUGGAAACCCAUUCCAUGAGGCUCUCUAUGCACUGCUUUUGUGCUAAUCUGAAGGCCACACAAACUUUGGAGGUCUUUAGCUAUUGACUGCAGACAGUUGGAGACCUCUGCGCACUGUAUGCUUCAGCAUGCCUGUGUCAUUGUACUUGGUCUACCACUUCAUGGCUGAGUUGCUGUUGUUCCCAGUUGCUUUAACUUUGUUAUAAUACCACUAACAGUUGACCAUGGAAUAUUUAGUAGCAAGGAAAUUUCACGGAUCGACUUACUACACAGGUGGCAACUUAUCAAGGUACUGCGCUUGAAUUCACUGAACUCCUGAGAGCGACCCAUUCUUUCACAAAUGUUUGUAGAAGCAGUCUGCAUGCCUAGGUGCUUGAU